AUGAGAUUCUCUCUCGCCACCACUACUGCAGGGGUUUUGCUAGUCCGGGGGGUAAUAGGACAGUUGGUGAGUGGGGUUCCAGUGGGUCCUAAAACCCCACUCAGCCAGAAGUCUGGUACUAUCUGUGACGUCCUCAAAUACGGGGGUGUGGCGGACGGGAAGACGGAUAUUGGCGUUGCCAUUACCAACGCAUUCACCAAGUGCGUCCUUCAAGCUAAUGGGGGAGCGACCCUGUUGGUGCCUGAGGGGGAGUAUCUAAGUACGUCAUUUCCCGCCUUUUUUUGUGGACCCUGGGCCCACAGUGGGCUGAUGGUGGUGGUGGUGACAGUUACUACUGGAGUGGUGCUCAAUGCGGGAACCAAGUGGGCCUUCCAAUUGGAUGGACUAAUCACCUUGUCUGAGGACGGACGCUUCAAUGGUAACGCAAUUGUCGUGAAGAGAGCCACGGAUUUUGAAAUGUUCUCUAGCAAUGGCAAAGGUGCUAUCCAAGGACAGGGUUACAAGAAGAGGAUUUCCGGGUCCACCCAGGAUGCAAGGCUUUUGAGGGUAUGCUCUACCAACCCCCGAACGAGUGCAAGUAGGAAAUAAAAGUAGCUAAGGAGCGAUAGUUCAUGACCUGCACAGACUACUCGGUGCACGACCUAAUCCUGGUAUCUCCCACCCCCCACCUCUUCCCCGGUUAGGCACUAGUACUAACGAAGGACACACAGAUCGACUCACCAACCUUCCACCUAUUCCAUAACGACGCGACAAACCUCGAAAACUAUCACAUCACAGUCCGCGGCGGGAACAAAGGUGGCCUAGACGGAAUCAACCUAACAUGUUUGUCCAACUGUUACAUUCACCACAUAGAGGUUACCAAUCGUGACGAAUGCAUCUCCGUCAAGACCCCCUCCAGAAACGUGCUCAUCGAGGAGAUUUACUGCAAUCAGAGUGGGGGUAUGAGCAUCGGGUCUUUGGACGCAGGAGGCAGUAUGCUAUUCCCUCCCCCCCCCCUAGUAUUCGCAUAGCUGAAAAGGGGGUCAAACAGCUGGAAGUGAUAUCGAAUACAUCCACAUGAGGAACAUAUACGUGCACCAGUGCACGCAGAUGCUAAUGAUAAAGACCUGGCCUGGAGGCUCCGGGGCGGUCGGGCACGUCCGCAACUCCCUGUUCGAGAACUUCCACGCCUACGAUACCACUUACGCCCUCGACAUAGACCAGUACUGGUACGGGCGUAAAGACCCCAACACGGGCGCUAUCGCCAUCUCAGACCUUCACUUCAGGAACUGGACGGGAACGGUGAACAACGGCGCCUCCCGCGGCCCCAUAGUUAUCCGCGGGAGCGAUAUCGUCCCCUUGACCGACAUAAAGUUGGAAGACUUCUCCAUGUGGACAGAGAAUGGAAACGUUGCCGUCCUGCAGUGCAAUAACGUCUACGGAACGGGGUAUUGUGCCCAGGAACUGAAGGGCGAUGCAGAACCCAGCCCCGUGGCCGCCACUUCCACGCUCAGAGAACCUAUGGAGGGUUUCGUUAAGCCUACCAGACCUUCUUGGGGGGUUGGCCCGACCGGGUAUGGACUCACGGUUCCGAUACCGGUGUAUACGCCUGCACCCAUGUGGGGCACUAAUCCGGGGCCCUCGCGAGCGAGGAAGCGGGAUCCGCAGGCGGAGGGCCGGGGUGGUGGGCAGAGGGGUCCCACUGAAACCCCUCCAUCACGGAAGCCGAGAGGCUACGGAGGGCACAGGAGGAGCUAG
Molecule: messenger RNA, 1737 nt
Organism: Tuber aestivum (summer truffle)
Lineage: Eukaryota; Fungi; Ascomycota; Pezizomycetes; Pezizales; Tuberaceae
Source: the annotation of a GenBank genome assembly